This is a messenger RNA of Danio rerio (zebrafish), 16094 nucleotides long. The record is from RefSeq and is a predicted model, not a curated record. Lineage: Eukaryota; Metazoa; Chordata; Actinopteri; Cypriniformes; Danionidae.
GAUGGGUUUCGACUCUGAGGGGACGGUCAGGAUGCCCCAGAUGUGGAUGCUGAGAUGGGUCUUCCUACUGGCCGGGCUGCAGUCCAUACAAGCAGGCUUUAUGGGAGAUUACAGAGAUAUGGAAAAUCCUAUGACUCCUAUGUGGCCAACAACACCAGCUAUCUCUAUGACAAGUGUGCCAGUAAUUACAGUUGAACCCAACCCCGAUCAUCGGUCCACGAUCUGCAGCACAUGGGGAAAUUUCCACUUCAAGACGUUCGAUGGUCAUUUCUUUCAACUGCCAGACACAUGCAACUAUGUUCUGGCGGUGAUGUGUGAUGCCGCAUCAUCCGAUUUUAACAUCCAGAUGCAAAGGGAGACUGUAAAUGGCUCGAUCUCAUUUAGCACAGUCUUAAUAAAGCUGGACGGGACAGUCAUCAAAGUCACCGACAGCGACAUCACUAUGGGUGAAGAAACGGUCACGGUUCCUACUUAUAAGAAUGGAAUUAAAAUUGAGGGAAGUCCAACCAGUUUCAAGAUCUCCAACAAACAUGGAGUGACUGUCUUUUGGGAGGAAGACAACUCUCUGUCGAUUGAACUUCCUGAGAAGUAUCAAGGCCAGACCUGUGGACUCUGUGGAGACUUUAAUGGCAACUUGGCUGAUGAUAUCACUGAUAAUGGUCCGGCUACAUGGAAGGUGUCCAUAUCAACUGAAAUCUGUGAGGAGGUCACUCUUCCAUCUACUGGUCCGUGUGACGAGCUAUCAGAGCAGGCAAGCUUUUGCGAGGAGUACCUCAUCAGUCCAGGGUUUAGUGGCUGUUAUGAUGUGAUGGACAUGAGAAUAUUUCAGAAAGCCUGUGUGAGCGACCUGUGUCAAUGUUAUGGCAACCAUGACUGUCUGUGCAACACACUAACAGAGAUCUCACGACAAUGCACACAUGCUGGAGGACAACCAGGAACAUGGAGAACAGAACAGCUCUGUCCAAAGACGUGUCCCCUAAACCUGCAGUACCUGGAGUGUGGCGGUCCAUGCAGGAACACCUGCUCAGCCCCAACUGCAAAUCUAAUGUGUACCGAUCACUGUGUGGACGGCUGCUUCUGCCCUGAAGGCACCGUUGAAGAUGACAUUGGUCAGAGUGGUUGUGUUCCUGUAAACGAGUGUCCAUGUGUGCAUGAUGGCACAGUAUAUAAAUCAGGAGAGUCUUACCAACAAGCUUGCAAAUCAUGUACAUGUGAUGCUGGACACUGGACCUGCACAUACCUGGACUGUCCCGGCACAUGCUCUGUUGUUGGAGGUUCUCAUGUCACCACUUUUGAUGGAAAGAGCUUCACCUUCAGCGGGAACUGCGACUACAUCCUCACUAAGCACUCUGCAGACAGUGACUUUGCCGUUGUGGGAAAUCUGGCAAAGUGUGAAGCAUCCCGAACAGACACCUGCUUACACUCAGUUACCCUUGUCAUCUCUGGGACCACUAUUAGUUUUUCCUCCAGUGGAGAUGUGACAUUAAAUAACAUCAAUUCAAAAGAGCUUCCUUUCAGCAUUGGUCCUGUGAGUAUCUUCCAGCCCUCUUCAUCCUUCAUUAUUGUUGAUUUGACGAGCGUUCGUCUGGAGAUUCAGCUGGCUCCAGUCAUGCAGUUGUACAUUGUAGCCAGCACUGAAGAGAAAGGAAAAAUGACUGGUCUUUGUGGGAACUAUAAUGAUGUCCAAACAGAUGAUUUUAAAACUGAAUCAGGCAUUAUCGAGGGCACCCCAACAUCCUUUGUCAACUUUUGGAAACAAAACUGUCCAGAUCUUGAAAUCACAUUUGACAACCCAUGCAGCUUGAACAUGGACACAGAGAAACUUGCCAAAGACUGGUGCUCCCGCCUUACAAAUCCAAAUGGCACCUUUUCCGAGUGUCACUCAGAAAUAUGUCCUGAGAUGUACUACCAAAGGUGCGUCUAUGACACCUGCAAGUGUUCAGACAUUAGGAAGUGCAUCUGUGCAGCCGUGUCCACCUAUGCCCACGCAUGUGCCGCCAGAGGAAUCAUUCUCCACGACUGGAUGGAUACAGAGCCUUGUGAAUCUGAGUGUCCGGAAAACAUGAAACACUCCUAUGAAGUGACCAGCUGUGGCAGCACCUGCCGUUCUCUCAGUGGACAAGAAAACACCUGCCAAGGGUCCUUCACACCUGUACAUGGCUGUGUUUGUUCUGAGGGAACCUACCUUAAUGAGGAAGGCAAAUGUGUACAUGCUGGAAUGUGUCCUUGUUAUUAUGGCAACCAGGUCAUACAGCCAUCCGCAGAGUUCAACAAGGAAGGUGCUAAAUGCACCUGUAACAAUGGCAAACUGGAUUGCUCCAGUCAUGAAGACUGCGUGGCUCCAAUGACAUUCUUUAAAUGCUCACAUCCUGGAGAGAAAGGCACAGAAUGUCAGAGGACAUGCGACAAACAAGACCCAAACAAUUGCGUGAGCACAGGGUGUGUAUCAGGGUGUAUGUGUCCUGAGGGCCUUUUGGCUGAUGGAAAAGGUGGAUGUGUGAUGAGGGAAAAUUGUCCAUGCACCCAUAACGGUGUGACAAGUUCACCUGGGGAUCAAGUUCAACAGGACUGUAACACCUGCACAUGCACAAACGGUAUGUGGAUUUGUACACAGAAGGCAUGUUACGGCACCUGUACCAUCUACGGUGAAGGUCAUUUCAGGACUUUUGAUGGCAACAGAUACUCCUUCCAUGGAGACUGUGAACACACCUUAGCCCACGAUUAUUGUGAUGGAAACCCCAGUCCCUCUUUCCGCCUUGUCACCGAAAACAUCCCCUGUGCAACAGCCAACUCCAUUUGCUCCAAGUCUAUUAAUCUUUUCUUCGGGAGAUAUGAGAUGAUUUUAUCAGAGGAUGAUGGCGUGAAAGUUGUUGAAGGCAACGGCACAGAAUACAAAUAUCAAAUCAAUUAUGGAGGCAUAUAUGUGGUCAUAGAGAUCGAAGGUCUUCUGAACCUAAUCUGGGAUGAGAAAACAAGUGUGAUGAUCCAGCUCCAUCCCAAAUUAAAGGGCAAUGUGUGUGGACUGUGUGGAAACUUUGAUGGCAAUGCAAACAAUGACUUCAUGAAGCACAAUGGAGAAGUGGUGACAGAUCCAGAGGAGUUUGGCAAUAGCUGGAAGGUGGAUUCAAAUUGUCCUGAUGUGACAAAUGUGAUGCAUCCUUGUGAAGCACAUCCACAUAGGAAUUCCUGGGCUAUCAAGCAAUGCAGAAUCAUCACAAGCCCUGUCUUUACAGAUUGUCAUUCACUUGUGGACUCUGGCCCAUAUUAUGAUGCCUGUGUUCGGGACACCUGUGCAUGUGACAGCGGGGGUGACUGCGAUUGUCUCUGUACUGCAGUGGGGGCUUACGCUGCUGAAUGCCGUAAGAGAGGAGCUUGUGUAGCAUGGCGAACACCACACUUUUGCCCUUUAUUUUGUGACUACUACAAUGCUCCAGGAGAAUGUCAGUGGCACUAUAAAACCUGUGGAUCAACCUGCAUGAAAACCUGUAGAAACCCCUUAGGAACCUGCUCUGAUCAAAUUCCUCCCCUUGAGGGUUGUUUUCUUCAGUGCCCUUCUGAGAGACCGUAUCUCCGGGAGGAGACCAUGAAGUGUGUCACAGAGGAAGGAUGCAAAGACUGUUUCUAUGAUGGGAAGGUAUAUCCACGCGGAUCCGUCAUUUACAACACCACAGAUGGGAGUGGUGCAUGUUUUUCUGCUAAAUGUGAUUACAAUGGAGAAAUAAUCCGAGAGAUAAAAACUGAUUGUAUAAUCACAACAACACCUUUCACAUUUUCAACACCACCAUCUACAACAGUUACUAUAACAUCAACGGAAACACCAUCCACAAUCACAUCCACUAUUACACCAACUACUGGAACUUCAACACCAACUUCUACAGAAACACCAAUCACAACAACAUCCAUUACUUCACCAACGACUGAAACAUCUACAUCAACUUCUACAGAAACACCACCCACACCAGCAUCCACUACUUCACCAACUACUGAAACAUCAACAUCUACUUCAACAGAGACACCAUCCACAAUCACAUCCACUGUUACACCAACUACUGAAACAUCAACACCUACAUCAACAGAAACAGUACCUACACCUAGUACAACUACUGCUACAACAACACCUACCAGUACAACAACUCCAAUCUGUGUCCCUAGAUGUGAAUGGUCAGAUUGGAUUGAUAGCAACAAACCCAAUACAGAGCCAGAAGGAUUUGAGACUGAGUCCAUCCCCUUAUUAUGGAACUCAAGGAGGAUAACUUGUCAGAGUCCUGAAGAGGUUGAAUGUAGAGCAGUGAAUUAUCCCCAAAAGACGCUGGAAGACUUGGGACAAACAGUUUAUUGCAAUACAUCAUUUGGACUGUCAUGUUCUAAUGAAGACAAUGCAGAGGGCUUGCCACCAAUUUGUUAUAAUUAUGAAAUACGUGUAUACUGUUGUAAAGAAAACUGCCCUUCAGAUACAACCACAAGUACACCAUCUACAUCAACAGAAACACCAUCCACAACUACAUCCACUACUUCACCAACUACUGAAACAUCAACCCCUACUUCAACAGAAACACCAUCCACAAUCACAUCUACUGUUACACCAACUACUGGAACUUCAACACCAACUUCUACAGAAACACCACCCACACCAGCAUCCACUACUUCACCAACUACUGAAACAUCAACACCUACUUCAACAGAGACACCAUCCACAACAGCAUCCACUACUUCACCAACAACUGAAACAUCAACGCCUACUUCAACAGAGACACCAUCCACAAUCACAUCCACUGUUACACCAACUACUGAAACAUCAACACCUACAUCAACAGAAACAGUACCUACACCUAGUACAACUACUGCUACAACACCUACCAGUACAACAACUCCAAUCUGUGUCCCUAGAUGUGAAUGGUCAGAUUGGAUUGAUAGCAACAAACCCAAUACAGAGCCAGAAGGAUUUGAGACUGAAUCCAUCCCCUUAUUAUGGAACUCAAAGAGGAUAACUUGUCAGAGUCCUGAAGAGGUUGAAUGUAGAGCAGUGAAUUAUCCCCAAAAGACGCUGGAAGACUUGGGACAAACAGUUUAUUGCAAUACAUCAUUUGGAUUGUCAUGUUCUAAUGAAGACAAUGCAGAGGGCUUGCCACCAAUUUGCUAUAAUUAUGAAAUACGUGUAUACUGUUGUAAAGAAAACUGCCCUUCAGAUACAACCACAAGUACACCAUCUACAUCAACAGAAACACCAUCCACUACUUCACCAACUACUGAAACAUUAACCCCUACUUCAACAGAAACACCAUCCACAAUCACAUCCACUGUUACACCAACUACUGGAACAUUGACACCAACUUCUACAGAAACACCAUCCACAACUGCAUCCACUACUUCACCAACUACUGAAACAUCAACGCCUACUUCAACAGAGACACCAUCCACAACUGCAUCCACUACUUCACCAACUACUGAAACAUCAACGCCUACUUCAACAGAGACACCAUCCACAACAGCAUCCACUACUUCACCAACGACUGAAACAUUAACGCCUACUUCAACAGAGACACCAUCCACAAUCACAUCCACUGUUACACCAACUACUGAAACAUCAACACCUACAUCAACAGAAACAGUACCUACACCUAGUACAACUACUGCUACAACAACACCUACCAGUACAACAACUCCAAUCUGUGUCCCUAGAUGUGAAUGGUCAGAUUGGAUUGAUAGCAACAAACCCAAUACAGAGCCAGAAGGAUUUGAGACUGAAUCCAUCCCCUUAUUAUGGAACUCAAGGAGGAUAACUUGUCAGAGUCCUGAAGAGGUUGAAUGUAGAGCAGUGAAUUAUCCCCAAAAGACGCUGGAAGACUUGGGACAAACAGUUUAUUGCAAUACAUCAUUUGGAUUGUCAUGUUCUAAUGAAGACAAUGCAGAGGGCUUGCCACCAAUUUGUUAUAAUUAUGAAAUACGUGUAUACUGUUGUAAAGAAAACUGCCCUUCAGAUACAACCCCAAGUACACCAUCUACAUCAACAGAAACACCAUCCACAACUACAUCUACUACUUCACCAACUACUGAAACAUCAACGCCUACUUCAACAGAGACACCAUCCACAAUCACAUUCACUAUUACACCAACUACUGGAACUUCAACACCAACUUCUACAGAAACACCACCCACACCAGCAUCCACUACUUCACCAACUACUGAAACAUCAACGCCUACCUCAACAGAGACACCAUCCACAACAGCAUCCACUACUUCACCAACGACUGAAACAUCAACGCCUACUUCAACAGAGACACCAUCCACAAUCACAUCCACUGUUACACCAACUACUGAAACAUCAACACCUACAUCAACAGAAACAGUACCUACACCUAGUACAACUACUGCUACAACAACACCUACCAGUACAACAACUCCAAUCUGUGUCCCUAGAUGUGAAUGGUCAGAUUGGAUUGAUAGCAACAAACCCAAUACAGAGCCAGAAGGAUUUGAGACUGAGUCCAUCCCAUUAUUAUGGAACUCAAGGAGGAUAACUUGUCAGAGUCCUGAAGAGGUUGAAUGUAGAGCAGUGAAUUAUCCCCAAAAGACGCUGGAAGACUUGGGACAAACAGUUUAUUGCAAUACAUCAUUUGGACUGUCAUGUUCUAAUGAAGACAAUGCAGAGGGCUUGCCACCAAUUUGUUAUAAUUAUGAAAUACGUGUAUACUGUUGUAAAGAAAACUGCCCUUCAGAUACAACCCCAAGUACACCAUCUACAUCAACAGAAACACCAUCCACAACUACAUCCACUACUUCACCAACUACUGAAACAUCAACGCCUACUUCAACAGAGACACCAUCCACAAUCACAUUCACUAUUACACCAACUACUGGAACUUCAACACCAACUUCUACAGAAACACCACCCACACCAGCAUCCACUACUUCACCAACUACUGAAACAUCAACGCCUACUUCAACAGAGACACCAUCCACAAUCACAUCCACUGUUACAGCUACUUCAGAAACAUUGACACCUACAUCAACAGAAACAGUACCUACACCUAGUACAACUACUGCGACAACAGCAACACCUACCAGUACAACAACUCCAAUCUGUGUCCCUAGAUGUGAAUGGUCAGAUUGGAUUGAUAGCAACAAACCCAAUACAGAGCCAGAAGGAUUUGAGACUGAAUCCAUCCCCUUAUUAUGGAACACAAAGAGGAUAACUUGUCAGAGUCCUGAAGAGGUUGAAUGUAGAGCAGUGAAUUAUCCCCAAAAGACGCUGGAAGACUUGGGACAAACAGUUUAUUGCAAUACAUCAUUUGGACUGUCAUGUUCUAAUGAAGACAAUGCAGAGGGCUUGCCACCAAUUUGCUAUAAUUAUGAAAUACGUGUAUACUGUUGUAAAGACAACUGCCCUUCAGAUACAACCACAAGUACACCAUCUACAUCAACAGAAACACCAUCCACAACUGCAUCCACUACUUCACCAACUACUGAAACAUCAACCCCUACUUCAACAGAAACACCAUCCACAAUCACAUCUACUGUUACACCAACUACUGGAACAUCGACACCAACUUCUACAGAAACACCAAUCACAACAACAUCCAUUACUUCACCAACGACUGAAACAUCGACACCCACUUCUACAGAAACACCAUCCACAACAGCAUCCACUACUUCACCAACUACUGAAACAUCAACGCCUACUUCAACAGAGACACCAUCCACAAUCACAUCCACUGUUACACCAACUACUGAAACAUUAACACCUACAUCAACAGAAACAGUACCUACACCUAGUACAACUACUGCUACAACAACACCUACCAGUACAACAACUCCAAUCUGUGUCCCUAGAUGUGAAUGGUCAGAUUGGAUUGAUAGCAACAAACCCAAUACAGAGCCAGAAGGAUUUGAGACUGAAUCCAUCCCCUUAUUAUGGAACUCAAAGAGGAUAACUUGUCAGAGUCCUGAAGAGGUUGAAUGUAGAGCAGUGAAUUAUCCCCAAAAGACGCUGGAAGACUUGGGACAAACAGUUUAUUGCAAUACAUCAUUUGGACUGUCAUGUUCUAAUGAAGACAAUGCAGAGGGCUUGCCACCAAUUUGUUAUAAUUAUGAAAUACGUGUAUACUGUUGUAAAGACAACUGCCCUUCAGAUACAACCACAAGUACACCAUCUACAUCAACAGAAACACCAUCCACAACUGCAUCCACUACUUCACCAACUACUGAAACAUCAACCCCUACUUCAACAGAAACACCAUCCACAAUCACAUCCACUGUUACACCAACUACUGGAACAUUGACACCAACUUCUACAGAAACACCAUCCACAAUCACAUCCACUGUUACACCAACUACUGAAACAUCAACACCUACAUCAACAGAAACAGUACCUACACCUAGUACAACUACUGCUACAACAACACCUACCAGUACAACAACUCCAAUCUGUGUCCCUAGAUGUGAAUGGUCAGAUUGGAUUGAUAGCAACAAACCCAAUACAGAGCCAGAAGGAUUUGAGACUGAGUCCAUCCCCUUAUUAUGGAACUCAAGGAGGAUAACUUGUCAGAGUCCUGAAGAGGUUGAAUGUAGAGCAGUGAAUUAUCCCCAAAAGACGCUGGAAGACUUGGGACAAACAGUUUAUUGCAAUACAUCAUUUGGACUGUCAUGUUCUAAUGAAGACAAUGCAGAGGGCUUGCCACCAAUUUGUUAUAAUUAUGAAAUACGUGUAUACUGUUGUAAAGAAAACUGCCCUUCAGAUACAACCACAAGUACACCAUCUACAUCAACAGAAACACCAUCCACAACUACAUCCACUACUUCACCAACUACUGAAACAUCAACCCCUACUUCAACAGAAACACCAUCCACAAUCACAUCUACUGUUACACCAACUACUGGAACUUCAACACCAACUUCUACAGAAACACCACCCACACCAGCAUCCACUACUUCACCAACUACUGAAACAUCUACAUCAACUUCUACAGAAACACCACCCACACCAGCAUCCACUACUUCACCAACUACUGAAACAUCAACAUCUACUUCAACAGAGACACCAUCCACAAUCACAUCCACUGUUACACCAACUACUGAAACAUCAACACCUACAUCAACAGAAACAGUACCUACACCUAGUACAACUACUGCUACAACAACACCUACCAGUACAACAACUCCAAUCUGUGUCCCUAGAUGUGAAUGGUCAGAUUGGAUUGAUAGCAACAAACCCAAUACAGAGCCAGAAGGAUUUGAGACUGAGUCCAUCCCCUUAUUAUGGAACUCAAGGAGGAUAACUUGUCAGAGUCCUGAAGAGGUUGAAUGUAGAGCAGUGAAUUAUCCCCAAAAGACGCUGGAAGACUUGGGACAAACAGUUUAUUGCAAUACAUCAUUUGGACUGUCAUGUUCUAAUGAAGACAAUGCAGAGGGCUUGCCACCAAUUUGUUAUAAUUAUGAAAUACGUGUAUACUGUUGUAAAGAAAACUGCCCUUCAGAUACAACCACAAGUACACCAUCUACAUCAACAGAAACACCAUCCACAACUACAUCCACUACUUCACCAACUACUGAAACAUCAACCCCUACUUCAACAGAAACACCAUCCACAAUCACAUCUACUGUUACACCAACUACUGGAACUUCAACACCAACUUCUACAGAAACACCACCCACACCAGCAUCCACUACUUCACCAACUACUGAAACAUCUACAUCAACUUCUACAGAAACACCACCCACACCAGCAUCCACUACUUCACCAACUACUGAAACAUCAACAUCUACUUCAACAGAGACACCAUCCACAAUCACAUCCACUGUUACACCAACUACUGAAACAUCAACACCUACAUCAACAGAAACAGUACCUACACCUAGUACAACUACUGCUACAACAACACCUACCAGUACAACAACUCCAAUCUGUGUCCCUAGAUGUGAAUGGUCAGAUUGGAUUGAUAGCAACAAACCCAAUACAGAGCCAGAAGGAUUUGAGACUGAGUCCAUCCCCUUAUUAUGGAACUCAAGGAGGAUAACUUGUCAGAGUCCUGAAGAGGUUGAAUGUAGAGCAGUGAAUUAUCCCCAAAAGACGCUGGAAGACUUGGGACAAACAGUUUAUUGCAAUACAUCAUUUGGACUGUCAUGUUCUAAUGAAGACAAUGCAGAGGGCUUGCCACCAAUUUGUUAUAAUUAUGAAAUACGUGUAUACUGUUGUAAAGAAAACUGCCCUUCAGAUACAACCACAAGUACACCAUCUACAUCAACAGAAACACCAUCCACAACUACAUCCACUACUUCACCAACUACUGAAACAUCAACCCCUACUUCAACAGAAACACCAUCCACAAUCACAUCUACUGUUACACCAACUACUGGAACUUCAACACCAACUUCUACAGAAACACCAAUCACAACAACAUCCAUUACUUCACCAACGACUGAAACAUCGACACCCACUUCUACAGAAACACCAUCCACAACAGCAUCCACUACUUCACCAACUACUGAAACAUCAACGCCUACUUCAACAGAGACACCAUCCACAAUCACAUCCACUGUUACACCAACUACUGAAACAUUAACACCUACAUCAACAGAAACAGUACCUACACCUAGUACAACUACUGCUACAACAACACCUACCAGUACAACAACUCCAAUCUGUGUCCCUAGAUGUGAAUGGUCAGAUUGGAUUGAUAGCAACAAACCCAAUACAGAGCCAGAAGGAUUUGAGACUGAAUCCAUCCCCUUAUUAUGGAACUCAAAGAGGAUAACUUGUCAGAGUCCUGAAGAGGUUGAAUGUAGAGCAGUGAAUUAUCCCCAAAAGACGCUGGAAGACUUGGGACAAACAGUUUAUUGCAAUACAUCAUUUGGACUGUCAUGUUCUAAUGAAGACAAUGCAGAGGGCUUGCCACCAAUUUGUUAUAAUUAUGAAAUACGUGUAUACUGUUGUAAAGAAAACUGCCCUUCAGAUACAACCACAAGUACACCAUCUACAUCAACAGAAACACCAUCCACAACUACAUCCACUACUUCACCAACUACUGAAACAUCGACACCUACUUCAACAGAAACACCAUCCACAAUCACAUCUACUGUUACACCAACUACUGGAACAUCGACACCAACUUCUACAGAAACACCAAUCACAACAACAUCCAUUACUUCACCAACGACUGAAACAUCGACACCCACUUCUACAGAAACACCAUCCACAACAGCAUCCACUACUUCACCAACUACUGAAACAGCAACGCCUACUUCAACAGAGACACCAUCCACAAUCACAUCCACCGUUACACCAACUACUGAAACAUCAACACCUACAUCAACAGAAACAGUACCUACACCUAGUACAACUACUGCUACAACAACACCUACCAGUACAACAACUCCAAUCUGUGUCCCUAAAUGUGAAUGGUCAGAUUGGAUUGAUAGCAACAAACCCAAUACAGAGCCAGAAGGAUUUGAGACUGAAUCCAUCCCCUUAUUAUGGAACUCAAAGAGGAUAACUUGUCAGAGUCCUGAAGAGGUUGAAUGUAGAGCAGUGAAUUAUCCCCAAAAGACGCUGGAAGACUUGGGACAAACAGUUUAUUGCAAUACAUCAUUUGGACUGUCAUGUUCUAAUGAAGACAAUGCAGAGGGCUUGCCACCAAUUUGUUAUAAUUAUGAAAUACGUGUAUACUGUUGUAAAUACAACUGCCCUUCAGAUACAACCACAAGUACACCAUAUACAUCAACAGAAACACCAUCCACAACUGCAUCCACUACUUCACCAACUACUGAAACAUCAACCCCUACUUCAACAGAAACACCAUCCACAAUCACAUCCACUGUUACACCAACUACUGGAACACUGACACCAACUUCUACAGAAACACCAUCCACAACUGCAUCCACUACUUCACCUACUAUUGAAACAUCAACCCCUACUUCAACAGAAACACCAUCCACAAUCACAUCAACUGUUACACCAACUACUGGAACGUCGACACCAACUUCUACAGAAACACCAAUCACAACAACAUCCAUUACUUCACCAACUACUGAAACAUCGACACCAACUUCUACAGAAACACCAUCCACAACUGCAUCCACUACUUCACCAACUACUGAAACACCAACGCCUACUUCAACAGAGACACCAUCCACAAUCACAUCCACUAUUACACCAACUACUGGAACUUCAACACCAACUUCUACAGAAACACCAAUCACAACAACAUCCAUUACUUCACCAACGACUGAAACAUCGACACCAACUUCUACAGAAACACCAUCCACAACAGCAUCCACUACUUCACCAACUACUGAAACAGCAACGCCUACUUCAACAGAGACACCAUCCACAAUCACAUCUACUGUUACACCUACUACUGGAACACUGACACCAACUUCUACAGAAACACCAUCCACAACUGCAUCCACUACUUCACCUACUACUGAAACAUUAACCCCUACUUCAACAGAAACACCAUCCACAAUCACAUCAACUGUUACACCAACUACUGGAACGUCGACACCAACUUCUACAGAAACACCAAUCACAACAACAUCCAUUACUUCACCAACUACUGAAACAUCGACACCAACUUCUACAGAAACACCAUCCACAACUGCAUCCACUACUUCACCAACUACUGAAACAUCAACGCCUACUUCAACAGAGACACCAUCCACAAUCACAUCCACUAUUACACCAACUACUGGAACUUCAACACCAACUUCUACAGAAACACCAUCCACAACUGCAUCCACUACUUCACCAACGACUGAAACAUCGACACCUACAUCAACAGAAACACCAUCCACAACAGCAUCCACUACUUCACCAACGACUGAAAUAUCGACACCUACAUCAACAGAAACACCAUCCCUAGGCACAUCCACUGUUACACCAACUACUGGAACUUCGGCACCAACUUCUACAGAAACACCAUCCACAACAACAUCCAUUACUUCACCAACGACUGAAACAUCAACACCAACUUCUACAGAAACACCAUCCACAAUCACAUCCACUGUUACACCAACUACUGAAACAUCAACACCUACUUCAACAGAAACUACAUCUACAACAAUUCCAGUAACAACUAUACCAACAGAAACUCCAUCUACAGUUGUUACAGUAACAACUUUAUCAACAGAAACCCCAUCUACAACAGUUUCAGUAACAACUAUACCAACAGAAACUCCAUCUACAAUUGUUACAGUAACAACUAUAUCAACAGAAACUCCAUCUACAACUGUUACAGUGACACCUAUAUCAACAAAAUCUCCAUCUACAAUUGUUACAGCAACACCCAAAUCAACAAAAACACCAUCUAUAACUAUUGGAUCUACAACAACUAUGUCAACAGAAAAACCAUCUACAUCUAGCAAAUCUACAACAACAUCCACAUCAACAAAGCCUGUUACUACUACAACAAAGUUCACUGUGCAUACAGGUCCAGUUCGCACCACUCCAAAUCCAGAACAACCAUCAACUCAAUGUAACUGCACAUAUUUAAAUGCAAUAUUCUUACCAGGGUCAUCAAUAUACAAUAAAACAGAUAAAGCAGGUUGGUGCUUUUCCGCUCACUGCAACUCCUCGUGCAGUAUUAUCAUACAGGCUGAGCCAUGUGCAACAACAACACCACCAACAACAACACCAACAACGACACCAACAACGACGACAUCCAAACCGAACAAAAAUGAUUGCACACAGGUCCAAAGAAAGAAUAUGGAGUCCUGGAUUGAAAACUGCAAAAACUACACGUGUAAAAAUGGCAAGGUAACCUCAGUGCCUCUACAGUGUGACAAAUCUGACAAGGUCAUGCCUACAUGUACCAAUGGAAUUAAAGCUAAGAAGGUGUCUUAUAACAAUGGCUGCUGCUCUAGAUAUGAAUGCGAAUGUAAAUGCAGUGGUUGGGGUGACCCACAUUACCAAAUGUUUGAUGGAACAUACUAUGACUUCCAAGGAAAUUGCACUUACGUCUUGUUCAAAGAAAUCGUCCCAAGAUAUAACAUCAGUGCCUAUGUUAAAAACUACUUAUGUGAUCUUCAAAAUAAUCUUGCCUGCCCAGAGUAUGUGAUUGUGAACUACAAAUCAUAUAGCAUUAAGCUGACAAGCAACACCAAAGAGAUUGAGGUCUAUGUUAAUGAUGAUUUGAAACAACUAACUUACGUCAAUAACAACUUCUUCAUCACCACCUCUGGCAUUGGAGUCAUUUUGAACAUCACUGAAAUCAAUGUCGAGAUUACUGUGAAUCAUCAAGGCUUUGUGAUCAAUCUCCCAUUCUCCUACUUCAGUGGUAAUACAGAGGGGCAGUGUGGGGUCUGCGACAACAAUCGUACAAAUGACUGCAGACGCCCUGAUGGACAAAUCGACAAAUCGUGUGAGAACAUGGCACAGCUUUGGAUGGUUCCCCCAGGAUGCCAGCCUCCUAAACCUAUACCCAAGCCUACACCUCCUCCAGUUAUCUGCAACCCCAGUAUUUGUGAAUACAUCAAGGGCGACAUGUUUAAGGAGUGCCAUGAUCAUAUUCCUUACGAAAGUUAUUAUGAGUCAUGCAAAUUUGAUGUGUGCCGCAUGGGAAAUCGUUCAAUUGGUUGCACCAGUCUUGAGGCGUAUGCUGCAUUAUGUGGAAAAGAAGGCAUCUGUGUGGAUUGGAGAACCUCCGAUGACCUUAAACAAACCUGUGCACACAAAUGCCCCAGUCACAAAGUAUACAAUGCAUGUGGACCUAAAGUGGAAAAAACCUGCAGUACCAGGUACAACGACUUGUUUGUGGAGAAAGACUGUCAAGGCGAAAGCUGUCAUCAAACAUACAUGGAAGGUUGUUUCUGUCCCGAUAACACGUAUCUAGUUAGUUCAACGACAGAUUACUGUACGGCUUACUGCGACUGCAUCGGCCCUGAUGGAUUACCUCGAGAGCCUGGAGACACCUGGACCAUGGACUGUUACAAAUACACCUGCUCCAAUGAGACUUUUGGGAUCACCAAGGAAUUUGUUGGGUGUCCGACUAUAGUGCCCUGUGGACCCGAGCAAAAAUUAAUUAUUGACAACUGCUGUCCAACCUGCGUGUGUAAUCUCGAGGUCUGUAUCCACAAGAAAUGUGAUGUGGGAUUCGAGUUAGCUGAACAUGCAAAUGAAGGCAGUUGCUGUCCACCCUGUGUGCCCAAAGACGUCUGUGUGUACAAUAACACUGAGUACCAGCCUGGAUCCACAAUCUACCCAGACCCUUGUGUCGAAUGUAACUGUGACAUGGAGAAAGACCCAGAGACACAACUACACACCGUCUCCUGUGUUUCUAAAAUCUGUGAACCUUGCUCUGAGGGCUUUGAGCUCGUGGAACAAAAAGGCGAGUGUUGUGGAACAUGCAAGCCAAAUGCCUGUAUUUAUGUGUCAGAUAACAUCACACAUAUUCUCAGUGAGGGAGAGAGUUACAAUUAUAAAUGUGAAAGUGUGACUUGUCAGCAAGUCAAUGGGACGUACAUAAUAGAGAGGACCAUACCAACCUGUCCCGAAAUCAAUCCAGAUCAAUGUGUGCCUGGAACACUGGGACUCGAUGAAGAUGGAUGCUGCAACACCUGUGAACUCAAGAACUGUGUUCGUGUGAAGAACAUGACAGAUGUCACAGUGAAUGACUGCAAGUCCAUCAACCCCAUUGAAGUCACAUCCUGCAGUGGAAACUGCGACACAGAAUCAAUGUAUUCAAUGGGCGCAAACACCAUGAUGCACAGCUGUUCCUGCUGUAAGGAGACGAAAACCAGCGUUAAAAAGGUGACGCUGAAGUGUGCGGACGGCAGUGAAAUCCCUCAUGACUACGUCUACAUAGAGAGCUGCAGAUGCACUCCUAUUACGUGCGAAAACCAGAAAACCAGUGGAUAAAUGAUCCUGUUGACAUCGGUUUAAUGGCUACAAUUCCAGAUAUUACUGGAAAAAUAUGUAUCUUUAGUGAACGACUGUACCAUUCAGCUCUUUGUUCUAUAACUACUGUCACUGGGGGAAUUUUCCGGAUAUUUUGAAUUGUUUUGUUAGUUCUUAAGCGACGCAAAACAAAGCUCUUCCCUAUUUUCUUCUUGUGUAUGGAUGAAUGAUGACUCUAAUAAAGCAAAAUAAAUAGCAACAAAAA